ACAUGAGUGAAAGAGGAGGAACUUCUCUCCACACGAGCCGAGAGAGAGAGAGAGAGAGAGAGAGAGAGAGAGAGAGUGAGAGAGAGAGAGAAAGAGACAGACAGAGAGAGAGACAGAGAGAGAGAGAGAGUGAGAGAGAGAGAGAAAGAGACAGAGAGAGAGAGAGAGAGAGAGAGAGUGAGAGAGAGAGAGAAAGAGACAGAGAGAGAGAGAGAGAGAGUGAGAGAGACAGAGAGAGACAGAGAGAGAGUGAGAGAGAGAGAGAAAGAGACAGAGAGAGAGAGAGAGAUGGGAGACACGGCGCGAGACCGGCGCAUCUCUCCGGUAAAGAACUUCGUGGCCGGUGGAGUCGGGGGCGCGUGCCUGCUGCUCGCCGGUCAUCCGCUCGAUACCAUCAAGGUUCGCCUUCAGACGCAGCCCAAAGCCUCGUGCUCUCAGUAUGUGCUGUACACAGGAACGCUCGACUGCUUCCGGAAAACUCUGUCCAGAGAGGGAGCGUUGGGGCUGUAUAAAGGAAUGGGAGCGCCGCUGGCCGGAGUGGCUCCCAUGAUGGCCAUCAGCUUCUUCGGAUUUGGACUCGGGAAGCAGCUGCUCCAGAGCGACCCGUCUGUCCCCAUCACCUCCACACAGACGUUCCUGGCCGGAAUGUUAGCCGGAGUUUUAACUACAGUGAUUGUAGCUCCAGGAGAGAGGAUCAAGUGUCUGCUUCAGGUGCAGUCCAUCAGCGGGCAGCUGAAAUACACCGGGCCGAUGGACUGUGCAGUGAAACUGUAUAAACAGCAAGGCAUUCGCAGUGUGUAUAAGGGAACCGUCUUCACUCUUAUUAGAGAUGUUCCUUCUUCUGGUCUCUACUUUCUAACGUACGAACACCUCAAAAAUGUCCUGACUCCUGAGGGCGAGAGCGUGGACCGACUCAGCACUCCGAGGAUUCUUCUGGCCGGAGGAACUGCUGGAAUCGUGAACUGGGCCGUCGCUCUUCCACCUGAUGUCCUCAAAUCCAAUUUCCAGACAGCUGCUGACGGACGCUACUCGGGUUUAGUGGAUGUUUUGCGAACGCUGCUGAGAGAUGAAGGAGCCGGAGCGCUGUAUAAAGGCCUGAGUGCGGUCAUGCUGCGAGCGUUUCCUGCUAACGCGGCUUGUUUUUUGGGAUUUGAAGUGGCUCUAAAGUGUUUAAACUGGCUCGCACCAGACUGGUGACCUCUACACGACCUCUACACGACCUCUACACGACCUCACGCUGGUGCUGAUUUUCUGGCUGAUGAUGAACUCGGACUUUACACGAACCCGUUCUGCUAAAAACGAAAACAAUCAAACUCAUACGCAGUUUUUAAAGCUGGAAGUUAUGACCUCAGUUUUCACAUCUUAAAGGAAUAUUUCUCCCAAAAACCUGGAGCUCAUAAUUCGCCUCCUGCUCUCCUUAAAUAAUAGCGUUAAUAGUUUAUUUUUUCAUUAAAAAUGUGAAAUUAUCCAUGUAAUAUUAUUUUCAUCAUUAUUAUUAUUAAUAUUAAUAAAUGUAUUAUUAUUUAUUUAUUAUUAUUAUUAUUAUUAUUAUUACUAAUGUUCAGUUUAUUUAGCAUUAGCAGUUUUGGGUGAAUUAGCAGUACCUCAUUACUGAAGUUUAUUGCACUGGUGAUUUAGCUUCAUAUUUACACAUAAAUGUAAACAUACUGAUUUACCCACAAUGCAACUGUGCACAUGUUCAACGUUCAGGUUGUUAUUGCAGAAGUGAAAUAUUACAAUAUCAUGCUUCCAGCCCAGAGUAUAAAAUGAUUUAAAGUGAGAGUAUUAUGGCUAGGUGGAUUAUUUCACGCUGUAUCAGUGAGUUUUAUAAAUAAAUAUCCUGUUUUAUUUCA
Molecule: messenger RNA, 1853 nt
Organism: Pangasianodon hypophthalmus (striped catfish)
Lineage: Eukaryota; Metazoa; Chordata; Actinopteri; Siluriformes; Pangasiidae
Product: mitochondrial carnitine/acylcarnitine carrier protein
Exons: 9
Coding region: 289-1197 (302 amino acids)
Biological process (GO): carnitine transmembrane transport; mitochondrial transport
Cellular component (GO): mitochondrial envelope
Molecular function (GO): O-acyl-L-carnitine transmembrane transporter activity
Source: RefSeq, a predicted model, not a curated record